AUGCCGCGCGCGUUCUUGUUCCACGUCCUGGGAGUCUGGCUGCUGCUGAGCCAGGUUCCCAGAGCAAUCUCAGCCGGCUGGAUGGACGAAGUCAUCAAGCUGUGCGGCCGCGAGUUAGUCCGCGCCGAGAUCGACAUCUGCAGCAACAUGUACUACUACUACUACAGGGAGAGGACAGGGGUGAGGCAGAAGGAGACCCCUCGCAAGUCUGGACCACCUGCAGAAAUCACGCCAUCCUCCAUGUAUGAAGACAGUACUUCACCAUCAGAAUACCUCGGCUUUGGUACUCAUUCCCGAAAAAAGAGACAGAUCCAUCGCCCACUGAAUCAGCAAUGUUGCAACUUUGGUUGUACCAGAAGACAAAUUGCUAGAGCAUGCUGAGAUAAAGCCAACUGUGUAUAUCUCUUCUAAUGUUCACGUGUAUUCUUGAUGACAUUUUCACUGAUGCCUCUGUCAGGCCUCACUGAUUAUUGGAACAUGAGAAGUCACUGUUAACGUUUAGACUUUUCAUUUGGUAUGUUAGAAAGUAUUAUAGUUUCUGUCAGUAAUAAAUUUUAUGCUGAAACCUUUUUCUUUCUUAUUAGCAGUAUGACUACGUCAUUGUUUUUAAUGCUGGUAACUUAAAAUUACAAUAAAAUCUUUAUUAACUUUC
Galeopterus variegatus (Sunda flying lemur) is the source of this 652-nucleotide messenger RNA. RefSeq names its product prorelaxin H2-like. Bases 1 to 381 code for a protein of 126 amino acids. The transcript has 2 exons. Gene Ontology annotation, cellular component: extracellular region. NCBI's taxonomy places the organism in Eukaryota, Metazoa, Chordata, Mammalia, Dermoptera, Cynocephalidae. Gene Ontology annotation, molecular function: hormone activity. The record is from RefSeq and is a predicted model, not a curated record.